Messenger RNA from Symbiodinium natans, 747 nucleotides. NCBI's taxonomy places the organism in Eukaryota, Dinophyceae, Suessiales, Symbiodiniaceae. The record is from the annotation of a GenBank genome assembly.
AUGGCUCUGUGCCAGCGCUGUGUCUGCCGAUAUUGCCAUCGCAACGUUGGCGUGUUUUUUCUUCGCGGCCUGGGUGUCGCGCUGAGGCGCCACGAGCGGACAUGCGAGGCCGCCAGGCACUUUUUCAAUCAGGAAGCAUCAGACAGAGCAGAGGAAAAGAGCGACGCGCCGUCACAGGUGGAACCCAAUGUGGCGCCAUCUCGCGCAGAUGUCGCAAAGCAGCCAGAUCGGCCAGACAACCUGGACACAUGUGGACCGCCCUCCCAGCCCUCGCGGCCUGCCCAUAAAGUCUAUCUGUAUAUGUAUGACCUCUUUGGCGGGCGGAGCAUUGGCCGCAUCUUCCUCGGCAAGAAAUUCCAGGCCGUAUGGCACACGAGCAUCGUUGUAGAAUGGCCAAACAAUUGCUGUGAACUCUGGUAUGACAACCGGAUCUAUGUCUCACCUCCAGGACAAACUCCAUUUCGUACCCCGGACGAGAAGAGGCUGCUGGGGACCACCCCAAUGCCUCACGUUACCAUGAUCGCCUACCUGGAAAGUGUCGACCACGAGUGGACCGGCCACUAUGACCUGGCGCAGCGCAACUGUGUGCAUUUCAGCGACUGGGUGGCACGGAGGCUGCACCUGGCAGCGUUGCCAGAUGACCUCGUAGGGCAAGCUGCGGAAGUAAUGCAAACGCCCGUGGCACGCCUCGUCCUUGGUACACUGAACAUGGUGGAGCGGCUGCGAGGUGACGCAGCACGGCAGUGA